Plectropomus leopardus (leopard coralgrouper) is the source of this 1184-nucleotide messenger RNA. It is a transcript of the gene ldlrad2, whose product is annotated as low density lipoprotein receptor class A domain containing 2. The record is from RefSeq and is a predicted model, not a curated record. Gene Ontology annotation, molecular function: protein binding. NCBI's taxonomy places the organism in Eukaryota, Metazoa, Chordata, Actinopteri, Perciformes, Serranidae.
AUGAUGGAGGUGGAGGCGGAGAGCUGCUGGCAGCGACUGCUCCGGCUGCUCCUUCUGCUCGGCCUCCUGCCUCUCCGCAGCUCGGCCAUCGAGACCGUGAAUGUGGUGGACUUCUGUGGUCAGACGAUCCGCGGUGACGGCAUGAUCGUCAACUCGCACCAGGAAUCCAAGAAGUACUACUUUGUGACAAUGGCGACUGACUGCCACCUCACUAUGCAGGCCAGCUCCCCUAAAGACAAGGUCCAGUUCCACUUCCGCUUCUUCCUGGUCUACAGUUUGCUACGAGUGGCCCCUCUGAGCCCGGCCCCUCUCUUUCCAGAGUCGCCUCGUGGCUCCGCCCCUCUCAACCCCAGACUGGAGCCCACCUCUGGUGAGAGCUCAGGGGACCCGUGUCAUGCCGGCUCAUACGUUCAGUUCUAUGAUGGACGGGACAGGAGCUCGCCUCCCCUCGGGCCCCCUCUUUGUGGGAAGAGCCCGCCACGGCCAGUGUUGUCCACAGGAAACUACCUGACCCUGAGGCUGGUGACCCGGGGGACUCAACCCAGGGUGGACUUUGUUGGGGACUUCACCUCCUUCAGACUGGGUUUCAACCAAUCAGAGUGCAGCAAUGAGCCCUAUUUCACCUGCAGAAAUGGGAAGUGCAUCCCUCUCAGUCUGGUGUGUGAUGAUAAAGGCAUUGACAACUGUGGGGAUGGAAGUGACCUUGAGGAAAACCUGACUACAGGUUGUAAAGCAGGUCAGCUUUUACCUCCUGAACCUCCACCACCAAUCGCAACCCCGCCACCACCUUUUGUGAAUCCACCCACUGUGCCGAUUCCUGCACACAUUAACUGUGGCAUGCCGGAAAGCACUCCCAGUCAUGAGUCAGCAACAGACUCCCCUGCCUCUCUGUCCCUGUUGGUUCUCUACAUCAUCCUGGGAGUGCUGGCAGGCAGCGUGGUGCUCUGCUGGUGCUGCUGGUCACCCGGCUGGUUCCUGUGGCGCGUCAGCAUCUGUCGCUUCGUACCCUGCUGCAACUCUGCCUGCGCCUCCUGCCAGCUCUGCGCCAGAAGCUGCACCCACGGCAAGGAUCGCCGACUGGCAAAAGUCACCCCGCACACACCAGUCAACGGGACCCCAGCAGCCACGGCGGCCACCACCAACAGUGCUGAUGAAAACGUCACCACAGCAGCUGUCUAGAGCAG